Molecule: messenger RNA, 1647 nt
Organism: Pseudozyma hubeiensis SY62
Lineage: Eukaryota; Fungi; Basidiomycota; Ustilaginomycetes; Ustilaginales; Ustilaginaceae
Product: cell division cycle protein 91
Exons: 1
Coding region: 1-1647 (548 amino acids)
Biological process (GO): protein localization to cell surface; attachment of GPI anchor to protein
Cellular component (GO): GPI-anchor transamidase complex; membrane
Source: RefSeq, a predicted model, not a curated record
AUGAAGGCGACGAGCCAGAUCGAUGGUUCAGCCAAGAAGCUGACGAAUAGAGCGCUUCUCCCACCAAGGUGGCCGCUAUACCUCACCUUGAUUGGCGCAGCCGUGCUACGUAUCGGCAUCGUCCUCUACACAAAUGCAUUCGAGCUGCUUCAGGAUCGUCCCGAGCUCAGCACACCACUCACCAGCUUCAAGGCGCUCAUGGAGACGCACUAUCUCUUCCGACAUCCGCCCAAGCCAGCCUCACCUUCGUCCUUCCCCUCGCUGUCGGAUCCAUAUUCGGCUGGAACAAUUCACCAUUCACCGCUGCUUUUGCCCGUCCUCGACUUCGCACUCAAGCGCUUGCACGCAUCGGGCGAUCCGUUGCCGGUGACAUUCAUCUGGAUAGCCGCCGAUGUGUGCGCGGGCUGGCUACUCUACCGCAUCUGCCUUGCCCGCGAGGUAGCCAGGUGGUCUCGGCAGAUCCAUCUCUACGCUUGGGACCAGAGCAGAGCGUUGAAGGUGGCCGCCAUAUUCCUCUUCAACCCUUACACUAUAGCCACGUGCAUCUCGAGGAGCUCGGUAUCGCUCGAGAUCGUUGCGUUGCUCGCCGCCAUCCACUCUGCCGUGUCAGCCUCGGCCAUCUUGCUUGCUGUGUGCUGGGCGAUAUCUUCAUGCCUCUCACUCUACCCGGUCCUGUUCUUGCCCAUGCUCGUACAACUUUGCCGCUCCAGAGCCGGCGAGCUCAUCUACGAACGCGAGGUCGCGAGGAUCGGCAAAGACGCCAACUCGACCGACACAAUCAAGGCAACACGCCAGCGUGGCUUCCUUGCCGACCGAGUACGUUCCGCAAAACGCUUCGCCGUCUUCAAGUGCAUUCUUCUCAUGCCUGUUGCACUCGCUGGCGGCCUGUGGCUCUCGAGGGCCAUUGUUCUCAAUCCAAGCAGCACCUCAGCAAGCGCUCUGCUCCUCGGCCUUCCAACCAUCCUCCAGAUACCAUUGCACCACGGCUGGGCAUGGACCGAGCAAGUGUACGGUUCAGUCGUCUUGUGUACAGACCUCACGCCCAACCUCGGUCUGUGGUGGUACUUUUUCAUGGAAAUUUUUGAUCAUUUCCGCGACUUUUUCCUCCUCACCUUCAACGUGCACCUUGCCUGCUACGUUCUGCCGUUUGCAGUCAAGUACAGGCAAGAUCCGCUCUUCGCCAUCACCCUCAUGACAGGCGUCAUCGCCGUCUUCAAGAGCUAUCCUACGAUGGGCGAUCAUGCGCUCUUCAUGGGUCUGCUGAGCGUGCAUAGUCAGAUCUUCGAGUACAUGCGGUACCCAUUGGUGACGACCUUGACGUAUGCAUACUGCACGUGUCUGUCCCCCGCGUUCCACCACCUGUGGCUCAACGCAGGCUCGGCCAAUGCCAACUUCUUCUUUGCCAUCACGCUGGUGUGGGCAUUGGGCGGUGGCAUGCUGGUGCUAGAUGCCAUGUGGGCGUGGGGACGCGAGCGAUGGGAAAGCGAGAGGUCGCCUAUUCGGCCGCGCCGAAGCAGGCACGAGGACCAGCCUGUCGAGGCCGAUGUUUCCAUCGACACUGUUGCUUCCAACGCUUCGGGCAGUGCCUCGAGCGUACCGAAGGAGGAGACUGAUAAGCCGAGAAGAAGAAUCGUUGUACAAGUAUAG